AUGGCGGACGCCCCGACGAUCUCGGCGAUCAAGGACCUCGACGACAUCUUUGGCGAGUCCAGUGCGACCUCGAGAGCUCCAUUAGACGCAUCUUCGGUCGACCUGCUGCAGGGCGGCCUUGGGCCAUCGACGGCGAGCGGCGCCACGUGGGACUCGGUGGCGCCAAGCGCCGCUGCGGCCGACGCCACGACUGGGCGGCUCUCGUGGGGCGACGAUCUCGCCGAUUUCAUGUCGACGGGCAGCAGCCACGCGGCGCCGGUCGCGGCGCGCGAGAGCAUGUGGGAUGACUUUCUCGGUCUCUCGCAGCCAGGCCCGACCACUGUCGCGCCCGUGACGCACGACCUCAACUUCUCGGAGGACUUGCGCGAAUUCUGGGUCCACUCGCCCCGCGCGCAGCCUCCAGCCACCGCGUCCUACGACUUUAUCGCGCUCGACUCGCCGGCGCCGUCGGGGCCCGAUCCGUUCGCAGCCGACGCUACCUCGCAAGGAAUUCUCUUGCCUGGUACUAUAUCGUCGUUUCCGACAGAGCCCGAGCCGACGCGCUACGCACCGUCUGUCAUGGCGCCGUCCUCCUUUGAGAUCCCGUCGCCGGUCCACGACGAGCCGACGAUGGCUGCAGCAGCCUUUGUCGGGUCCGACUCGCCUGCCGCCGCCAACGACGCGACCGAGCUCUCCUUUGCAACCCCAAUCCCUUUGCAUGACCACAUGAACCGCGAUGUCCAGGACGGUGUGCCUCACGACGAGACAGCCAACAUCGGUGUCGAGACCUGCACACAGGACGGCAGCGCAGACAAGGACGGGUGCCAGAGUUUUGAUGCGACGACCGUCGGCAGCGGGGCACAUGACGACGAGAAUGCCCCGCCGACGAUCGGCGACGAAGUCGAUGGCUUCCUCGAGGUCGACGCUGCAACACACGGUGACACCAACGUCGUCACAACAGUCCGUGCGCCUUGCGAUGACAACGCUCUGUCAUCGACGCCGGCCAUCGGCGAGGAUGUCUCUGGCUUCCUCGACGAUGACGCUGAGACAGAUGCUGUCCUGUAUGCGUCGGCUGCCGACGUUGCAGUUGUCCAAGGCGUCGCUGCGGUGCCUCCGACGUCUCGGACCAUGGCCGACCAAGACAGUACAGACGAGGACAAUGACGAUGAUGAUAUUGUGAGCAAGGAGUCGACCGACGUCGUGUCCAGCGGUGGCACGGACGUUGUCGACGAGCACAUCCAGCACGACCAAGCACCAGACGAAGUUGUGGCCCGCCACGACCCCGACGGUGCUGCACGACUUGAACCAUCGUCGAGAGAUGUGCCCACUGACGACAGUACCGACGGCCAGGUCCCAGAACCGACGUCAACCGUCGCCGUCGUCCUCGAGCUCGAGGAAAUGCCCCCGCUGCGGUAUGAUGACGAGGCCAUUCACGCGGGCCUCGUCGACAGCUUCGCAAACCAGUUUUCAAUUGAUGACGACGAGGAACCAGGAGACGUCGUCAACGAUGCCGUCGUCGAAGCAGACGUCGUCGAAGGAGCAGGCGUCCUCGAAGAAGACGUCGUCGAAGGAGCAGGCGUCCUCGAAGAAGAAGGAGCAGGAGUCGUCGAAGAAGGAGAAGUCGUCGUCCAUGACCUCGCCACUGCCUCGAUCGACACUACCUCCACAUAUGCGACGUCCGUGGAGGACGCCAUGUCCGCGGUGCCGACAGUGACGUCGGUCGACGCUUCAGAGCCGACAACGUCCAUCGAUGACGAGGCAAGUGUUUUCCAAACCGACGAUGUCGGUGCGCUUCACUACAACGACAAUGCGUCCAACUUUGCAACGGAAGACAGUCACUCGGUGUACCAGGACCUCGUGAGCCCCGUGUCGCAGGUCGUGUCCCACCUUGACGCGUACGACGACGUCGGGCUGUCGGACGACGACGGCUACGUGGCGUUUAGCGAACCGUCGUCGCCCGAGCGGGUAGCAGCCAACGACGUCUCGAGUCCGGCAGGCCAUAGCGUUUUCUCGUUCAUGAACCCUGCUGACAACGCUGCGCCCGAAGAUGGCGACGACGUCUCCAACGUGGCCACAGAAGACAGUCGCUCCGUGUACCAAGAUCUUGUGAGCCCAUCCUCGGAGCAAGCGCUGAACGACCCGAUGAUGAUGGAAGCGCCGUCACCGUCGGCGUCGACGGUCGAGUUUACCGUCACGAGCUCCGUGGACGACGACGACGAAGAGACGACGGCUGACUGGACAGCGUCCAAUUCGGACCAAACGCUCUCGGUCGGUAGCCCCGCCGCCCACCACGAAGUCCUUGACGCGGCGUUUGCUGCAUCGACGUCCGCCAGUACCUUCUCGUACGACGACGACGACCUUGGCGUGGAGAAGACGGUGACGAGCGACUGGGCAGCACCACCAGCGUCGACACUUGACACUGUACUCAAUGCGGUGGAUCUGGACGACGACGACGACGACGACACCACGCCCGACGUGGUUGCGGCGGGUGCAACCACCGACGCAGGUGAAGACGAUACGAUCAUUGCCGAACCGAUUGCACCGGCUGUCGACGAACCGACGGAGGUGCUAGAGGAGAGCCCAAGUAGCCCUGUGGAAGCAAUAGUCGCGGACACGUCGUCGGGCGAGUGGGUCGACUCUUCGGCUGGUAUCGACGCUAACUUCUCCGUUGCAGUUGACAACGACGACUCGGCUGCUGUCGACUACGACGACUCGACUACUGCCGAAGACGCGACAUUGGUCCCGAACGACGUGUUCACAGCCAGCCCGUGGCAGAGUACCACGGCGACGGUGCAGGAAGAAGACACGGCAGUGUUCUCGAUCAACGACGCGGCGUCAUCGGCCGCGGCAACCCCGUGGCUCGAGCAAGUCGCACCGGUCAAUGACACACCAUCGAGUGCGAGCCAUUCUUGGCUCUCGGCCAGCGCCAAUGAUGACGCCGCCUUUGGUACCGAGUCGACGACGACGGUCGCUGCCGACAACUCUUUUGCAGAAGACGACGACGUCGAUGUGGCGUCGAAUCCGUGGCUUCAAGAGACAGCUCGAGUGCCCGAAGAGAGAAUCGAGCCGCGGCUUUCUGCUGCCGACAAGGAUAGAGCCCCGCCCGACUCGGCGCCCGUCGACGCCAAUCCGUGGUUGCAGUCCAGUCCCCCACCGGCGCAACCGACCAACCCAUGGCUAACGGCCACCGCCACGAACGACGACGAUGACGACGAUGGGUUUGAGAACCCGUGGGCAACCGCACCCGCCGCGCCAGCCGCGUCACCUGUAGUAAGUAACCCGUGGUUCACCGCACCUGCCGCCGCAACACCGGUGUUCACCGCACCUGCGGCGACGGAGAGCAACCCGUGGCUACCCUCGGCGCCUGCUGUCCCGUCGUCUGCACCAGCCGACAGCAGCGCGCGGUCGUCACCCGCGCCGUCCGAUUUGGGCAACACAACGCCGUGGACGGAGCGCGCCGCUGUCGUUCGCACGGUGGCCGCCAAUGCGACGUCGUCGUGGCUCAGCGCAGGCUCCGCCAAGGUGCAGCAAGAUACGCCGGUGGACGAUGACUUUGGCGACUUUGUGGCUGUCGAGAAGGCGCCAGCCAAUGAGUGGGCGACGUCAACGCCGGCCAAUGACGGUGGCUGGGGGGUCCAGCCCUCGGCGUGGGCCGGCAACGACAACGACAACGACGACGAUUUCGGCGACUUUGGCGAGCAAGCCGAGGACGAUUUCGCGAGCUUUGAAGCGCCGGCAACAAGCGCAGGGUAUGUCUCGGGCUUUGACUCGUUUGCGCCACCCGCCGCCACACCACCGGUGGUCACCGCCGACGCGCUGUUUAUGGCGGCGUUUCCGGUACCGGCACCGACGACGACCGAGGCGCUUUCGAUGCUCACGACCCAAGACGUGCUCGGCUCGAUCGACUUUCCGAGUGUGAGACGUCCAGUGACGGCGGUGCCGACGAACGAGGCGACGCGCAUGACACGGACAGCGUCCGGGUCGCUCGUGCCCGCACCGCCGUCGUCGUCGUCGUCGGGUCUCAUGAAGAAGUUUUCAUCGAAAUUGGGCUUCUCGGGGCUGCGCACCGGGUGGAGCAAGCCCUCGACCAAGACGUCGACGCUGACACUGCGACGCAAGGGCGACAAGGCGACGCGGUCGCUGGAAUUGCAGCUCGAGUCGAUCUCUGGGGGGUUUGACGAGAUCAAGUGGAAGUGCGCGCUCUUCCUCUUUGAUGCGGACGAGGUGGCCUCGACGGCGCCAUCCCAGAUUCAAGUACUUUCGAGUUCGGGCGCCAUCUUGUCGUCCAAGACGGACAAGGGCGCGGUGCAAAAGCUCUUUAAGGACAAGGCAAGUGUCUGGACCAUCGACAUUGGUGCAUCGCGCGAGUCGACGGAGGAGUAA
Molecule: messenger RNA, 4362 nt
Organism: Saprolegnia parasitica CBS 223.65
Lineage: Eukaryota; Oomycota; Saprolegniomycetes; Saprolegniales; Saprolegniaceae
Exons: 4
Coding region: 1-4362 (1453 amino acids)
Source: RefSeq, a predicted model, not a curated record